Molecule: messenger RNA, 300 nt
Organism: Monascus purpureus
Lineage: Eukaryota; Fungi; Ascomycota; Eurotiomycetes; Eurotiales; Aspergillaceae
Source: the annotation of a GenBank genome assembly
AUGGCUUUUCUCUUUUUCCCAUUUCCUACGUCUUUUGCUCAUUCGACUCUUAGCUUGCCAAGAAAACCUGCAUUCCGUGUUGACAAUAAAGCAAUGGAUUUGUGCGAGCUAUCCUCCAUUUUGAUGGCCGCAAAUCAUCAUACACGCUUGUUAUUGCACUCAAAGUUUCUCAUGAGACGAUUAAAUACUCUGUCUUGCUUCAGAGAGAUGACCUUGUGUCCUGCUGCCAGUGUUCGGUUACUCUACCAUGGACAGGACCUAGGCCCUUUUGCCUGCUCUUGCACUCCGGUUGUCGAGUGA